AUGGCGGCGUACGAGGUCAAUUCCGCUAUUGCAACUGGCGAGGCACCAGUCACUUCCAGUAAGCUAUCACAGGUCAUCGACAAUUGCCUGCCGGAUGCAGAUAAACCGGUGGAUUUAAAUGCGUUCACAGAGGCAAUUCUUAAACAGCUCAAUGCCGCCUCGACGCUGCACAAAUUCGUCGUAUCUGUCACUCGUGUUGACGCCCCACAUGGCGCAGAUGUCGACUUGCAAAUUGAAAAUCGCAUCGGUGCGUCCUGGAACAAGGAAAAAGACGGUCUGUACACCCACAGGGCACAAGUGGGCACUGCGUCGUACCUGGUCACGGUAAUGUGGAUUUCCAAAUAG
Molecule: messenger RNA, 345 nt
Organism: Lachancea fermentati
Lineage: Eukaryota; Fungi; Ascomycota; Saccharomycetes; Saccharomycetales; Saccharomycetaceae
Source: the annotation of a GenBank genome assembly